CACGCAUGCAUCUUUAAUACAGAUCCUUUAAUCACGUGAUAUCCGGCACGAACUUCCUUCACUCUUCCGUUAGGUACGGAACGUAAGGUCCGGACUUGGGUGUUUGUCCUCUCUUGUAGAGCUAAGGUCGUAUCCGACGACUUACACCAAUUUUAAGUUCCAUCCAUCUCUUAAUAAUAAAAUUUAAACUCAAAAAAUGACGACCGAGGCCGAAUUAGCGUGCGUUUAUUCCGCCUUAAUACUUGUCGAUGACGACAUCGCUGUAACCGGCGAAAAAAUACAAACAAUUUUGAAGGCAGCAAAUGUAAAUGUUGAAUCAUAUUGGCCUGGGUUAUUUGCUAAAGCUUUGGAAGGUAUCAAUGUUAAGGAAUUAAUUACUAACAUUGGAUCUGGUGUUGGAGCUGCUCCUGCAGGAGCAGGUGCUCCAGCUGCUGCAGCGCCUGUUAGCACUGAAACUGCUCCAGCCAAAGAAGAAAAGAAGAAAGAAGAACCAGAGGAAGAGUCCGAUGAUGAUAUGGGCUUUGGUCUAUUUGACUAAAAUCAAGGAUCGCAUUGGUCCAUUCCUUUUAUGUAUGUACAGUUAUAUUGUACACACAAUAUAAACAAUAAAACAUUUUGAUAAGAAAA
Pogonomyrmex barbatus (red harvester ant) is the source of this 627-nucleotide messenger RNA. RefSeq names its product ribosomal protein LP1 (gene RpLP1). The record is from RefSeq and is a predicted model, not a curated record. Gene Ontology annotation, cellular component: ribosome; cytosolic large ribosomal subunit. Lineage: Eukaryota; Metazoa; Arthropoda; Insecta; Hymenoptera; Formicidae. Gene Ontology annotation, molecular function: ribonucleoprotein complex binding; structural constituent of ribosome; protein kinase activator activity. Gene Ontology annotation, biological process: translational elongation; cytoplasmic translation.